This is a messenger RNA of Dunckerocampus dactyliophorus (ringed pipefish), 2609 nucleotides long. It is a transcript of the gene ilvbl, whose product is annotated as ilvB (bacterial acetolactate synthase)-like. Gene Ontology annotation, cellular component: acetolactate synthase complex. NCBI's taxonomy places the organism in Eukaryota, Metazoa, Chordata, Actinopteri, Syngnathiformes, Syngnathidae. The coding region runs from base 275 to 2143 and encodes 622 amino acids. Gene Ontology annotation, molecular function: magnesium ion binding; flavin adenine dinucleotide binding; thiamine pyrophosphate binding. The transcript has 14 exons. Gene Ontology annotation, biological process: L-valine biosynthetic process. The record is from RefSeq and is a predicted model, not a curated record.
ACUGAACGUAGGAAUGGAUGAGCUGCCGCUGUCGACGUUAAAAGAGCGCUCCAAGUCAAUUUGUUUAAGAAACGACUGCAUCGGUAUCACCUGUUAGAGUCAUAUUAUAUUCGCUAACUGUACAGUGUACAUAGUUGCAUACCACGACUUUGUUAAAUGGGUGCGUAUCACUUGCUUGUAGCAACUUAGCCUAGCUGGAGCUGCUGAACUUUAAAGUAACGUUUUGUUUAAUAAGUUUGACUCUUUUUUUUUUUUAAAUCUCCUGCUUUUUAGCAUGGAGUUAUUUGGGACAAUUCUGGGUUAUUCUGCGUUUUUUGCAUUAUGUGGACUUGUGUUUGCUGCCUACAAACUUGGCUUGCUGUACCAGUGGUUCCACAAGACGGAGACACAAAGCCCUCGACAUGGCGGCGAAAGUGUGGCGGAAGUCUUGCGCGCCCACGGGAUCAAGUAUAUCUUUACUCUUGUCGGUGGACACAUCUCGCCCAUCCUGGUGGCCUGUGAGAAAGUGGGCAUCCGGAUUGUGGACACCAGGCAUGAGGCCACAGCUGUCUUUGCUGCUGAUGCUGUGGCGAGGCUUUCAGGUACUGUCGGUGUAGCCGCAGUGACUGCUGGCCCCGGCCUCACUAACACCGUGACAGCAGUGAAGAACGCUCAAAUGGCAGAAUCACCGUUGUUGCUCUUGGGAGGGGCUGCUGGUACACUCCUUCAGGGCAGAGGAGCGCUGCAGGACAUUGACCAGAUGUCUCUUUUCAAGCCUCUGUGUAAGUUCUGUGCCUCCAUCAGAACAGUCAGAGAAAUAGUGCCCAUGGUCAGAAGGGCUCUGGCUGUCGCUCAGUCUGGAACCCCGGGGCCAGUUUUCAUAGAAUUCCCCAUCGACACACUCUACCCCUUCCAUCUGGUGUCCCGAGAGUUUGCUGUUAAGAACCCUCCCAAGGGCCUGAUGGGCAGAAUUGUUUCCUGGUAUCUGAACAACCACCUCAUGAAUAUUUUUGCCGGCGCGUGGGAGAGAAGAGAUGUUUCACCACUUCCCGUUGACAUCCCACAAGCCACCAACGAUCAGGUACAAAAAUGUGUGGAACUAGUGAGUCGAGCUAAGAAGCCUGUUUUCCUCCUGGGUAGCCAAGUCACGCUACCCCCAACACCAGUCGAUGAGAUCAGGAGGGCAUUGGAGGACCUGGGCAUCCCUUGUUUCCUCGGCGGCAUGUCCCGAGGCAUGCUGGGUAAAGCUAGUCCAAUCCACAUCAGACAAAACAGACGUGACGCACUGAAGGAAGCUGACGUGGUGGUCCUAGCAGGGACCGUGUGCGACUUCCGUUUGAGCUACGGCAGAGUUCUGAGCAGACGCAGCAAGAUCAUCGCCGUCAACAGAGACAAAACACAGCUGCUCAAAAACUCUGAUAUGUUCUGGAAACCAACUGUAGCCAUUCAAGGUGAUGCUGGCUCAUUUUUAGUACGACUGUCCAAAGGCUUGAAGGGCCAUCGCUGUCCAGGAGAAUGGUCUCAAAGCCUCAAAGCAGGAGAUAUCACCAAAGAAAACAUAAACAGGACUAAAGCCAAUGAGAAGACGGAGUAUCACCUGAACCCCUUGAAAGUUCUCCACCUUCUGGAUGAGCUGAUGGCGGAGGACAGUAUCAUCGUCGCCGAUGGAGGAGAUUUUGUAGGCAGCGCCGCUUACAUCAUGAGACCUCGAGGGCCGCUGCGCUGGCUGGAUCCAGGGGCAUUUGGGACACUGGGAGUCGGGGGAGGAUUUGCUCUCGGGGCAAAACUGUGUCGGCCUGAGUCUGAGGUUUGGAUUAUCUACGGGGACGGCUCCUCGGGAUACAGUGUUGCCGAGUUUGACACGUUCACUCGACACAAGACACCAGUUAUUGCCGUGGUGGGAAACGACGCGUGCUGGAGUCAGAUUUCCAGAGAGCAGGUUCCCAUUCUGGGCAGCAAUGUGGCAUGCGGCCUUGCAUUCACAGAUUAUCACACAGUGGCAGACGGUUAUGGCGGUAAGGGCUACAUUGUAAGGCGUGAAGAUGAGGAGCGGCUCCGCGACAUCAUCGGGCAGGCUCAGAAGGAGACCCAAAAGGGCAAAGCAACACUCCUCAAUGUCCUGAUAGGCAAGACCAACUUCAGAGAGGGCUCCAUCUCUGUGUAGUGCGGCAUAUUAUCAUAUAACCUGUAUCAAUGGAUUCCCUUAAUAGUACUAUAAACUAAUGUACACAUGGCAGGAACAUGGACAGUCUCUGCCUUAACUUCAUCAUUCUUCUAGGGUUAAACAAUACACAUUUUGAAAAAGCCAUUUUUAAUCUAUUUUUUUUCUUCAGUGAAUGAAGAAUUAUUGUUAAAUGGUAAAAUAUUUUGUAUAAUCUAAAUUAAGUUAUAUGUGACAAGGGAAAAUGUUUGCACUUCUUUAUUCAUUGGAUAUGCAGUGAAUGUACUCAUAGCAUAUGCAGUUUAUAUAACAUCAUUUACAAUAUACAUUGUAUUGUGCUGUAAAUGUUAUUGAUUUGCUGACUAGGGCAGGACAAAACAUGUUUAUUGCAGUCUAAUGUAUUGAUCAUGAUGAUAUAAAGAUUCGUUCUUUAAUAAAAGGGUAAAUUAACAGUAAAGAUGUUAAUAAU